AGUGCCACAACGACUGAUCAUGAACAUGCACUGACAAAGGAUUCCACUACCAAACGGAAAAGAAAAAUAAAGAGCUUCCAAAAGCCGAAACGUGCGGAGCAAAAUCUGUAGCAGAUGCGAAGGAUUCCACGAGAAUGAGAAUAACAAAUUUUGCACUGGUUGGCCCCUCUAUUCCAUGCUUGAUGUGUGAGUGAUGUGGCCAUAAAUUAGACGGCAGCUAAUGAGAUUAUUAUGCGGUCACGCCACGCCACGCCAUGCCAUACUCGAAUCGAACCACAACUUGAGGUUUCCAGCUGCAUACCAUACCAUGCCUGAUGGCAGCAUGGGAAGGAGUCGUCGUCGCCGCCUAGUGAUGGAAGUCGUUUCACGUCGGUUAAAGUGGUGCACUCUGAAAGGGCAGGAGUAGCGAGUCGGCUACUGGGGUGGGUGAGUGGAGUGAGCCAGCAGCAGCCGCGGGGGCACCGAAAGGGGCUUGUCAUGGACAGGGAAACGCCACUUGGACCGUCAUUGGGUCCACUGCUGCACUGCGCAAUUGUAGGCGCCUAGCCGGCCACCAUUUCAGGCUCUCAGCUCGUCACAAGUUCUCAACGAACCCUAUGAAAACUUCGUUUCGAGGCUGCACGUUUGCAAUGUGAGUAAAUAAAAUCAUUUAUUGAAGAUUACAAUUGUAUUUGCAAAUUCAGUUAGCUAGAGGGUAAAUCUUUUUCAGUUACAGUAUCUUUCCUAGGAAAUUCAUACCGAAUUUUGAAUCAUCAUGUUCUGAAUUUGUACUAUCAUACACUACAAAAUUGAUUCAGCCACUAAUUGUUUAGGCUAUCCAAGAUUUCUGCUAAUUAUUUCACAGAAAAUGCUUGCCAUCUCUGCACGGCAAUAGAGGGCGGGUAUCUCGUCCAUCCCUCUUGGUCCCGCACUCUCUCGCGUGGAGCUUAUCUUCCAACGGAUACUUGAACAAAGCUAAUCGCCUUGUCAGACACCCGCAUCCCCACCAUCCAACCCCAACUCAUUCCCGCUAUAUAAACCCUCCACCCAGCGCAGCGGCAACAAGGCAACAACUCGCACUCGUCAAAGCAGAGCGAACUCUAGUGAACAAGCAAGAGGCCGAGACGCCAACGCAAGCUUAGCACAGUCAUGGCGAGCAGCAGGCGGCAGCAGCACAAGGGUUCGUGGUCGUGGACGUCGCGGGUGGCGGCGGCGGCGGACGCGGCGUCGUGGUGCCUGGCGCUGUCGCUGGUGGCGCUGCUGCUGGUGUGCUCGCUCGGGCCCGGUGGCGCCGCCGGCGGCGAGCAGCGGGGUGGUGUGGCGGCGGUGUUGCGCGGCGCGGCGCUGUCGGCGCGGGCGUGCGAGGAGAUCUACGUGGUGGCGGAGGGGGAGACGCUGCACAGCAUCAGCGACAAGUGCGGCGACCCGUACAUCCUGGAGCAGAACCCGCACGUCCACGACCCCGACGACGUCUUCCCCGGCCUCGUCAUCAAGAUCACGCCGUCCAAGCCCAGGUAGAUUACCACAAAUCACAUCGACACGGGAUAUGGACUCCAUCGCCACUCGAGGGAUGAACUGGUCAACGUGUAUGAAACACACAAGUGUUCGUCCGAGAGCAUCGCGCAGGCCUGGAAUGGAUCGAUGCAUCAAAACGCGCGAUCUGGAUUCGAUCGAUGUAUCUCUGCAAAUGUAACUGGCAAGGAACAUCAGUUCUGAUAUGUGAAUAUACACGCGAUCCUAGUGCAAUUCUAUGAGUA
This is a messenger RNA of Oryza sativa Japonica Group (Japanese rice), 1736 nucleotides long. RefSeq lists its product as uncharacterized. NCBI's taxonomy places the organism in Eukaryota, Viridiplantae, Streptophyta, Magnoliopsida, Poales, Poaceae. The record is from RefSeq and is a predicted model, not a curated record.